AAUUCUGUUUUACAAAUAAAUUUAGCAAAAUAUGCAUUGAAGGAGUUGAGUGGUUGCGAAAACGAUGAUAUAUCAACAGACAUAAAAUAUGAUGUUUCCGACAACAAUAACAUCCAUCACGAAUCACAAAUAGAUACGAUGUCAGAUGACGGGUAUUUUGAUGAAAUACGAAAAAGAUUUUUACCAAGUCUGAAAGAUCAUGAAAAAGAACAACUUGAUAUAGACAAAUCUCCAAAAGCCUAA
Entrophospora sp. SA101 is the source of this 243-nucleotide messenger RNA. The record is from the annotation of a GenBank genome assembly. NCBI's taxonomy places the organism in Eukaryota, Fungi, Glomeromycota, Glomeromycetes, Entrophosporales, Entrophosporaceae.